Eruca vesicaria subsp. sativa (arugula) is the source of this 1235-nucleotide messenger RNA. The record is from the annotation of a GenBank genome assembly. NCBI's taxonomy places the organism in Eukaryota, Viridiplantae, Streptophyta, Magnoliopsida, Brassicales, Brassicaceae.
UAUUCUUCCAAAUUCCUUUUUGAAUUUUCAAGACUAAAUACUUCACGACGCUCAUCAACCAUGAACGAUCUUCUCUCCCGUUCUUUCAACCGCUCCGUCACCGACGACUCAUCACCGCCACACUCACACAACAUCGAGAUGCCAAAAGCAAAGUACUCCUCCGGAGGAAGCUGCCGCGGUGGAAACAACCUCGACAAGUUCUUCCUCGACGUGGAGGAAGUAAGCAGCGAUCUCAAAGAGCUUGACCGCAUCUGUCACAGCCUCCAGCUAAGCCACGACAAGAGCAAAACGCUCCAUAACGCUAAAGCUGUUAAAGAACUCAAGGACAAGAUGGACUCCGAUGUCUCUAUGGCACUAAAGACCGCCAAGCGCGUGAAAGUAAACCUCCAGGAGCUGGACCGUGCGAAUGAAGUGAACCGGAGUUUACCGGAAAGCGGACCGGGUUCAUCUUCUGACCGGCAAAGAACUUCGGUGGUUAAUGGGCUAAGGAAGAAGCUGAAGGAUGCGAUGGAUAACUUUAUGCGAGUGAGAGAGACUAUCUCAGCGGAGUACAGAGACACGAUUAACCGAUUGUACUUCACCGUCACCGGUGAAAAUCCCGACGAAGAUACCGUUGAUCGGCUAAUAUCCACAGGAGAAAGUGAAACGUUUUUGCAGAAAGCGAUACAAGAGCAAGGUCGAGGUAGGAUCUUGGACACUAUAAACGAGAUACAAGAGAGGCACGACGCAGUGAAAGACAUUGAGAAGAGUUUGAACGAGUUGCAUCAAGUGUUUCUUGAUAUGGCUGUGUUGGUUGAGCACCAAGGUGAACAGCUCGAGGAUAUAGAAAGCCACGUCAAAAGAGCUAACUCUCUUGUUCGGUCCGGUGCGGACAAGCUAGUUAAGGCUCGGUUCUAUCAGAAGAACACGCGCAAGUGGACUUGUUAUGCUAUUUUGCUGUUGAUUAUUAUUGUGGUUUUGGUUGUGUUGUUUACUGUUAAGCCUUGGGAUAAUAAUAAUGGUGGUGGUGGUGGAGGAGGUUCGAACCGUCAACCUGCUCCGGUGCAAGCUCAGCCACCGCCACCGCCACCGCCGGCUCUGACUAGGCGGCUACUUCGUUAAUUCUUUUUUAUUUAGUUUCUCGCUCGGUCUAUUCAUGGGGUUAUGUUUUUGCUCUGGAGAUUGUUUUCUUUAAUGUUUUAUAUUGGUUCUUUUGUAUAUAUAUCUCGUACGAUCAUCGCACGGCUAUAAGUAAU